This is a messenger RNA of Aspergillus steynii IBT 23096, 1176 nucleotides long. Its product is annotated as putative extracellular serine-rich protein. Lineage: Eukaryota; Fungi; Ascomycota; Eurotiomycetes; Eurotiales; Aspergillaceae. The transcript has a single exon. The record is from RefSeq and is a predicted model, not a curated record. The annotation marks the transcript as partial.
CUGCUCACUAACGGCGCUUUAGCGCGGGCUCCUUCUCCCCCUUUUCCCUCGUGUCGCCCCUUCAUAAUCCCCUCUUCCUCUUUCCCUCCCCCAGUCAAUCCUUGUUGCUCCUUCUCUUCACAAGAGCUGUCACUCGUUUCCAGCUCCAUUCAUUCUUUUUUGUUUGGCUUGCACCCUAUACCACAAAGGAGGGACAAAUCUCAUAUCCAAAAUCAAAACAAGAAGUCGCUUGACGAUCUGAUCCACAUCUCUUCUUGCGACAACUCCGAAUCAGCAUCCAACCGCAGAUCUAAAUCCUUCACCAUGCAAAUCACCAACAUUCUUCUUGUCGCGUCGGCUGCCUUUGCGCCCUUCGCCCUCGCCGACCCCGUCACUCAGGUCAUCACCGUCCAGAGCGUCGGCGCGCAGCCCUCGUCCUCCACCACGACCUCGUCGUCGACCUCGUCGCUGCUGCCCACCACCACCACCACCAGCAGCAGCGUCGCGAGCAUCACCCCGAGCUCGUCGGCCACCCCGUCCCCCACGCCCAAAUGGAGAGCCUCCAGCUCCUCCGUCCGCGCGUCGCAAACCUCCGCCGUGCCGCCGGCUUCGUCGUCCGUCGCUCCCUUCACGGGCGAUGCUGCCCCGGCCGUUAAGCUGUCCGGCGCGAUGACCGGUGGUGUCCUCGCCGUGGCUGGACUUCUCUUGAUUUAAGAGAUGUUCCCCAAUAAUGGCUGGUCUCCAACCGUUUCCUAGGCUCCUGACAUCAUCGCGGGACAUAUCUGACAGGCUCGCAAUUGGGCGAUCUUCGUCUGAGCUAUCCAUUGGUCUCGACAUGCAUGCAAGGACCAGGAUCGGACGGCAAGGCUGGAAAUUCCGAAUCUUCAACGGCUUCACGGCUCUUUCCAUGGCAUUUUCUGCCUCAUUUUCAUGUGCUCAUUUCUUUUUCACUUCUCUUCUUCUUUCCCCCUUUUUUCUAUUUUUUAUUAUCUCUAUUUCUAUUGUACACACUCGUAACCGAGGCCAUCUUGGUUUCUACAUGACGGAUUUGACGGUAUUCAUGUGUUGGGACGGGUAUUGCCUGCACUUUUAUCUUCUUGUAUUCUACUUAAUUCCGAUCUCCUCCUUUUGAGGUUGACUCUUAUUUGCUGCCGCCGGCCCUGGCGCUCUUUUUUUUUUUUCUACUUUGGUUUAUAC